This is a messenger RNA of Didymella exigua CBS 183.55, 2363 nucleotides long. RefSeq names its product uracil permease. The record is from RefSeq and is a predicted model, not a curated record. The transcript is spliced from 6 exons. Gene Ontology annotation, molecular function: nucleobase transmembrane transporter activity. Gene Ontology annotation, biological process: nucleobase transport; transmembrane transport. Lineage: Eukaryota; Fungi; Ascomycota; Dothideomycetes; Pleosporales; Didymellaceae. Gene Ontology annotation, cellular component: plasma membrane. Bases 289 to 2046 code for a protein of 585 amino acids.
AACGACCAUCAAAGAUAGCUGUUCUUAUCAUCCCAAAAAGUUUGGCCUCACGGGCUGGGAUUUGCCACCCAGCUUUGCCCAAACAACAUGGCACGUCGGUUGAAACUGUGCCGAUGAAUCUGCUAGCAAGCACUCCGUAGUCCGAGACAUCGUGCGCGAUAGGUAUGAGAUACGCAAGGCGUGAAUUCGAAUCAUGGGUUCGCAAACCACAUAUGAACGGCUUUGAUCCUUGUGACACUGGAUCACGCCAAUUAAGAAGUAAACACCGACUAUCGCCCACUCGCUACAAUGAAAAGUGUUGCAAUGCCUUCGAGGCAAGAAAUUGUUGCACCAUUCCAAUCAAAGGAAGCGUUCGUCGAUUUCAUUCGGACUCCACAGGGCAACGAGGGUCAGGCUACCGUGGGCGACGCGAAAUGGUCAAAUAAGGAUCUCGAGCCAACACCACAGAAAGACAGGACAUGGACAUGGUAUAACCUUCCGCUGUAUUGGUUUUCCAACCAAUUCUCAUUGGUCGGCUGGAACACUGGCUCCGCUCUAGUUGCUGUCGGAUUGACAUGGCAGCAAUCUUUUGUCUCGGCAUGUAUUGGGUCGUUUCUUGCCGCUAUAGUGGUCGUCCUUAUGGCUCGACCGGGUGCCAAGUACCAUAUUGGAUAUCCUGUCCUAGUUCGAUCCGUCAUGGGAAUGUACGGUGGUUACUUCUUCGUUUUCAUCAGGGCUGUUGUAUGCAUCAUUUGGUAUGGCAUCCAGACGUUCUACGCAGGCAACAUCCUCUCCGUCAUGCUUCGAUGCAUCUUCGGUAGCUCUUGGGAGAACUUUCCCAACACUCUCCCUACCAGCUCCAACGUCACCUCGAAGCAGCUCCUAACAUUCUUUAUGGCUUGGCUAAUGGAGUUUCCAUUCAUGUGGGUUCAUCCCAAGAACAUCCACUACAUAUUUACGGUCAAAGGUGUCGUCAUGCCCAUCGCCGCGUUUGCAGUUUUCGGCUGGUGCAUGGCGAACGGAGGCGGACUAGGUUCCAUAGACCUCGCAUCAGUAGCGGGGCAGUCAACUGCCUCAGUGACACCAUUGGGUUGGAGCAUCAUGUCUGGCAUCAACACCAUUUUCGGUUCCCUGUCACCCAUGCUGGUCAAUCAGCCUGAUCUUGCGCGUUACUGCAAGAAGCCUCGCGAUGCCGGUCCAAUCCAGGGUGUCAGCGUUUUCAUCGCCUCGGUCAUUGUCUUCUUCCUCGGUAUGGCUUCGACCACUUCGAUCCAGGCUAAAUGGGGUGUUGCAUACUGGAACGUCUGGGACCUCUUCGAGGUUAUCCUUGACCACUACUUCACUGCCGGAGCACGUGCUGGUAUAUUUUUUGCGGCUUUCGCAUUCUACCUUGGUGUCUUCACGACCAACUUCGGGGCCAACUCGAUUCCUUUCGGCUCUGACAUGACCGGUCUGUUCCCGAAAUGGCUGACUAUCCGCCGAGGUCAGAUUCUCUGCGCAAUUCUGGGUGUUGUCGUCCAGCCCUGGCAGCUCAUGGCCAACGCAUCCGCCUUCCUCAGCUUCCUGGGAUCGUACAGUAUCUUCAUGGCGCCUUUAUGCGCCGUCAUCAUCAUCGACUACUUCAUCGUGCGCAAGGGUAAUGUGCACGUUGGAUCCUGUUACAUCGGCAACAAGAGCGGUCUCUACUGGUUCUGGUCUGGAGUCAACUGGCUUGGCGCUGCAGCAUGGCUCCUUGGUACUGUCAUGGGCAUCCCCGGUCUUAUCGGCCAGUACCAGCCGCAGAUUAUCAGCAAUGCUGCGAAGUACAUGUACAUGAUGGGAUGGCUUUUGACGUUCUUCACGUCCGCCGCCGUCUACUACAUUGCGACUUUGUUUGUCAAACCCCGCAUCUUCCCUUCAGGAUUUGAGACGACUGCUCUGAAGUGGGAAUGGCUCGCUAAUGAAGGUCGGGAGGGUUUCUUCGAUGGAGAGAGAGACGACGGAGAAAUGUACUGUCCAUCUACUCCGCCUACCACGGACGUCGAAGAGGUGGUUGUAGGCGAGAAGUCAGCGAAAGGCGCAUUCUAAGUCAGGUGUGAAUAUGGUACAUCGAAUUACUUUAUGACAGAUGUGGUACAACUAUUUUGUUACUAAUCUGGUGGCACUCGCGAUUAUCACGCUGCAACACAUCACGAGCCUGAGACGAUACUCGUGAAAUGUGAUGAGCUCUUCACACUGACAGGUCAAGUCUUGUACCCAUCGACCAAGCACAAUCUGUUCAUGGUGAGUAUAGGGUAUGAAAUUAGCUUUCAAAACUUGUAAUAUUACCUAAAUCUGACCUCAGAGGCACGCCGAGCAACUCAAUAGCGUUGAGCACUCGAAUGGGCAACGCACGGCGGACAUGU